Messenger RNA from Sardina pilchardus (European sardine), 8428 nucleotides. It is a transcript of the gene suco, whose product is annotated as SUN domain containing ossification factor. The transcript is spliced from 24 exons. The record is from RefSeq and is a predicted model, not a curated record. Gene Ontology annotation, cellular component: cytoplasm; membrane. Lineage: Eukaryota; Metazoa; Chordata; Actinopteri; Clupeiformes; Clupeidae. Bases 209 to 4864 code for a protein of 1551 amino acids. Gene Ontology annotation, biological process: protein folding in endoplasmic reticulum; regulation of bone remodeling.
AAGAGCUGUUGGGGGUUGAUGUUGCAAUAUUCAUACAAGGAGAAUAUUGCUUUUGUGAAGUGACAGACACCCCUUGUUAUUUUAAUCAUUUUAAUAGUUUACGUGGUUGUUGAUAAAUAACAGCUCGGUUGCGUUUCUACUGUUUAUAAGCUGUUAAAGAGACAGAAAUACACAAAAAAGCGAGGAUGUUGGUCCCCGCGGGAAGAUAAUGAAGAGGCUGCGCGUUUUGUUGGUGUGCCUCAUUGUAGCUCUCCUGUGCUGGUCCCCCGGUCAUUAUGUCCAUUGUUCAGUCCAGAGCGCCUCUGGCCCAGUACUCUCCGCACAGGAUGGAGGCCUCCAGGCAACGGAGCAGAGGGAGGAAGGCGCUCACGACAAGGUGGAAGAGUCAUGGAGGACGGACGGUCGGUCAUCGCACGACUUGGGGCUGGAGUCCGAGAGGGCCGCAGUAGCGGACCAGCCCACAGGAGACGCCUCAAGGGAGGACAAGCACGAGCAGACUGUGAAUCCAGAGGAGCAGCCUGUGGUGGUGUUGGAGCAGCAACAGGAGGUGGAGGAGGAGGUGGUGCUGAUGGUCGAGGAGGUCCGAGGUUCGGAGCCAGAGCAUCCCGCCACCGUGCCAGAUCCAGCCGCGGACCUCCAGCAGGCCCCGGGUUCUCUAGCGGCCUCCCACACGCAGCAGCCCGAGCCAGAGGUACACGCCGAGCUGCCCCACCCCUCCGCCUCUACAGACCAGGCCUCCACCUCCACCUCCACCUCCACCUCUACUGCUGCUGCCCCUAAGGACCCCAGUCCCGAGCCCCAGGCGGAGCCUCCCAGCGACGGCCCAGCGACCCCCGAGCAUGCUGCCGAAGUCCCGGGCGGAGCACCUACCUCAGUCCCCUCGCCCCAUCCCGACGCCCCACCCAGUGCACUAGAGGCUCCCAGUGCUGCUCUCCCCGUAGAGAGCUCUAGUGCCAGUGAGUGUGUGGUAGGGGCCUCGGCCCCCGGGGUUCCCCCCCCCUCCAGCGAAGCCCUUGACUUUGGCAGCACACUCACAAGUGAUGUGGAGAACAUGUCCAUCACUCUGGGUCGGGGCACCGGGACCAGCGCCGACCUCCCUCCUCCUCUGGACCUCGUCGUGCCGGAGCCGGACCAGAGCGCAAACGAGUCUCUGACGCCCGAGGAGCCCCAGACGGACCCCUCUGUGCCCAGUAAAGAGGACAUCCCCACGUUUGAUGAGUGGAAGAAGAAGGUGAUGGAGGUGGAGAAGGAGAAGAGUCAGUCCUUACACACCUCCUCCCACGGGAACCCCCACCCAGUGAAGAAGGUCCAGAAGAACUUCAAGAACAAUUACGCCUCCGUGGAGUGUGGAGCCAAGAUCCUGUCUGCCAACAGCGAGGCCAAGAGCACGUCGGCCAUCCUGAUGGAGAACAUGGACAUCUACAUGCUGAACCCCUGCAGUAACAAGAUCUGGUUCGUCAUUGAGCUCUGUGAGCCCAUCCAAGUGAAGCAGCUGGACAUUGCCAACUUCGAGCUCUUCUCGUCCACUCCCAAAGACUUCCUGGUGUCCAUCAGUGACCGGUACCCAACCAACAAGUGGAUCAAACUGGGAACGUUCCACGCCCGCGACCAGCGCACGGUCCAGAGCUUCCCAUUGGAUGAGCAGCUCUACGCUAAAUACGUCAAGAUGUUCAUCAAGUACAUGAAGGUGGAACUUCUCUCGCACUUUGGGUCUGAGCACUUCUGCCCCCUCAGCCUAUUCAGAGUGUUCGGGACCAGCAUGGUGGAGGAGAUCGAUGAGCUGGCCGAGUCCCAGUACCCCGCGGAGAGGCUGGAGUACCCGGACGAGGAAUUCGCAGAUGACGUUCCUGGCUACGUCCCAUCUGAAGACAAAUCCUCAAAGAACCUGCUGGGAUCUGCAACAAAUGCCAUCCUGGACAUCGUGAAUAACAUCGCUGCCAACGUCCUGGGGGCCAAACCAGAGCAGGAAGGAGUAACGCACACUGAAGGGGACGCCUCAUCGGACGCUGACAACAUCACAGAGACGCCAUCUGAGCUUUCGGUCAGCCCCACUCCAACCCCCACCACCCCCCCUGCGCUGGAGGUCUCGGAGGCGGAGCCAGCGGUUGCCAAGGACGACCAGGCCGCCUCCUCCUCGUCGCUCCCCGAGGCCGGUCCGAUCGUGACGCUGGUGCAGGACGAGGAGCCGGAGUCGUCGUCGCAGUCCACCGUCACGCUGAUGGAGGAGGACGAGGAGGAGCCGGAGGAGGCGGCAUCAUCGUCCUCCUCCUCCUCCUCCUCCUCCUCGUCGUCGUCGUCGUCGUCUGCGCCUCCCGAGUCGGAGGAGGAGCGCAGGAGGCGCGAGGCGGCGCAGCGCGAGAGCCUGCUGUACUGCGCGCACCUCUCCACGCUCUCGUGCCUCGCCACGCUGCAGGAGAAGCUCUCGCGCUGGUGCUCCGUCAGCCUGGCGCUGCACCGCCAACGCAAGGAGCGCCAGCAGCGGGCACACCGAGCGGGCAGCACCGGCGCGGAGGAGUCCUCCUCCUCCUCCUCCUCCUCCUCCUCCUCCUCCUCCUCGCACGUGCCACCUCCUCCUCCUGCCCAGCUGCCCGCUGUGCCCUCCUCCGUGCCCGUCCCGACCCCCACCCUGGCCCAGGAGCCGCCGCCAGGGCUGCCCGCCUCCGAGCGCUUGGCGGAGGACGAGCGAAGAGCCACGCCAGCGCAGGGCGGAGAGAGGCUGAACCCCACGGCCUCGGACCCCCAUCAUCAUCAUCAUCAUCCUCAUCAUCAUCAUCCUCACCCUCAUCAUCAGGGCGAGGCUGGCACGGCGGAGCGUCUGUCGGACGCCAUCCUGCUGGAGCCCAGCCGCACGUCCACGCUGGCGUCCCGCAGCCUGUCGGAGGGCUCGCUGGCCCGGCCCACCCCCACGCAGGACAUCCCGCAGCGGCCCAGCGGAGGCCCAGCGGACCCCCAGCACCUCCACCACCAGCGGCCCGGCUACCUGGAGCACGUCCCCGAGACCCAGGCCGAGGGCCUCCGGACUACCAGCGGCAGCAGCAGCCAGCACCUCCUCCCCAGCCCCACGGCCACCUCCUCCGCCGGCCUCACCCCGGCCACGGAGUCCCCGGGCCCCCCCGAGACGGACUCCCCCAGACUGGACGCGCCUGUGGACGGCAGCGGCCAUCACCAGCCCCUGCAGCCGCUCCCCACACACACGCAGCCGGCGGACGUCAUCGCCCCCCCCACAGAGCUGCCCGCUGCCCCGGCAGUGGAGAGCGCGGAGUCGGGGAGGCCUGGAGGAGGAGGAGGAGGAGGAGGAGGAGGAGGAGCAGCGGAGGAGCUGCCUCACCACCGGCCCCUGAGCCCCGCGUCUCCUCCUACUCCUCCUCCCCCCCAGCAGGAGGUGCCAGAGUUCCCCACGCCGCACUUGGACCGCCGGGUGGAGGAGGCGGUGGAGGAGCUGCUCCUGAGCGUUCCCGCGGCUAGCGGCCACCACCACCACCUCCACCGCACCGCCACCGACUUCUACGCCGAGCUGCAGAACUCGGCCGAGCUGCCGCACGCCAACGGGGGAGGAGGAGCCGGCAACGGCAACGGCAACCUGGUGCACGGCUCCAACCAGAAGGAGUCGGUGUUCAUGCGCCUCAACAACCGCAUCAAGGCCCUGGAGAUGAACAUGUCCCUCAGCAGCAGGUACCUGGAGGAGCUCAGCCAGAGGUAUCGUAAGCAGAUGGAGGAGAUGCAGAGAGCGUUCAACAAGACCAUCAUCAAGCUGCAGAACACGUCGCGCAUCGCAGAGGAACAGGACCAGAGGCAGACGGAGUCCAUUCAGGUUCUGCAGAGCCAGUUAGAGAACGUCACCAAGCUGAUGCUCAACCUUUCUUCCACCGUCAUCCAGCUGCAGAGAGAGGUGUCGGACAGGCAGAGUUACCUGGUGGUGUCCCUGGUGCUGUGUCUGCUGCUGGGGCUGCUGCUCUGUAUGCAGUGCUGCCGAGGCUCCUCCAAUCACAGCAGCAGCAGCACAGCGCUGCCCAUGACCAACCAUUACCCCAGCCCAAAGAGGUGUUUCUCCUCCUAUGACGACAUGAGCCUGAAGCGUAGAGUGUCCUCUCCUCUGGUGCGCUCCAAGUCCUUCCAGAUGACUGCCACAGAUGUAGGUCCUGAUGACUUGUACAUUGUAGAACCUCUAAGGUUUUCUCCAGAGAAAAAGAAAAAGCGCUGCAAGGUGAAGUCCAGCGAGAAGGCGGAGACCCUGAGAGCCUCGGCUACCACGGCGACGCCCGUGCCCGACUCUAACGGCGCCGCCAAGUGCAACGGUGCCGGCGGCGUGGGCGUCUUCGGCUACCAGCCCGGCCUGCACUUCCUGCCGUGCCCCGACACCUCCGAGCUCUCCACCUGCUCGUCGCGCGACGGCGCCGCCUGGUCCGAGGUCAGCUCCGAGGGCUCGUCGUCCACCGUCUCGGACGAGCUGCCGUUCGGCGGGAGCGCAGCGCUGUGGGCGUCGUCCUUCUCCUCCUCCUCCUCCGUCGCGCCGCACUCGAGCGCCGGCCUGUGCAACGGUCACCUGCCGUCCCACCAACACACACUCGCACAGCCCACGCGCAGCAAGGCGGAGAAGAGGUCCUUCAAGCGCCGGCGCUCCAAGCAGGCCGACCAACAACAACAACAACAACAACAACAACAACAACAACAACAGCCGCACAGCUGGAACGGCUACGGCGGCGGCGAGGGCGAGGAGGAGGAGGAGGAGCUGCUCCCCGUGCCCAUCCCGGUGUCCACGGGCGCUCUGCCCAUCCUGGAGGAGCUCAUCAAGGGCAAGCAGGAGCUGGGGGUUGGCAUGGCCGUGGGCACCUUCAGGGUGCAGACUGUCACCGGACACGUUUGAGUCACACACACACACACACACACAUCUCCGCCGAUGUGUAGACACACACACACGUACACAGAGCACAGCGUGCUCCAAUGAGCUGUGGUGACGUCGAGUCGAGUCCUGUCUUGAACACUUGAGCGUCACUUCCUCCAGUAUCCCGUGAAGCCGCGCUGUGGGAGAGGAGGAUGUUGUUGUCGUUCUCAACCCAUGACCUGAGAUUUUACAUUUCUACUCUCUUUCUAUUCUUUCUCUCUCUCUCUCUCUCUCUCUCUCUAUCACUCUCACUGUAUCUCUAACGGCUGUGUCCGGUGCGCCUGGCCUGCCAUGACGCUCUCAAGCAGAGUGGAACUGACUCCAUGGGAACGGUCGCCGGGCAACGCCCCCCCACCCCCACCUCACCCCCUAAACUCCACUACUCCCAUCUCCUGGAGAUGUGCCUUUUUUUUGUCCGUUACAGAACGUGCACCGGUGUACAACAGACCACAACGUCGACUCCUUUUCCUUUUGUUUUUGUUGCUCAGAGAGAUAUGCAAUGUGGGACGGACACAUGUGAGACACGAGGGACAUUUUAAUAAUGGUUUACUUUUCAAUAAUGUUCUUGAUUCAACAUGUCCCUUUCUUCCUCAAUCAAUGUCUCUCUUUCUCUCUCUUUCUCUCUCUCUCUCUCUCUUUCUCAAUCAAUGUCCCUCUCUAUUUUUCUUUCUUUCAUCUCUCACUCCCUCUCUCUCUCUCUCUCUCUCUCUCUCUUGUGGGACAAGCACACAGCUCCAACAGUUUAGUUGAUUUGAACAGAUUGACAUCAGCAGAUAGCAUUCCGCCUUUGGAAGCCCAGACAGAGCAAAGGUCCCCACCGUCUCGCCCGCACUGUCACACGGACGAGCACAAGCAUGCAGGCCGCCAAGAUGGCCGCCAAGAUGGCCACGGCUCCAAACUAGACCUGUGCAGUAGACCGUAAGAGUGAAAUCCCCCCCCCCCCCCACCCCUAAAAUCUGCCUCCUGUCCACAGAUCCAGCCUGAGGUCCACUCAUCCUGUUUGCCAGUGAUACUAACACCAUGACUCUUCUCUUUCUCUCUCUGUGUGUGUGUGUGUUUUUCUUUUCUUUUUUUUUUUGAAGCUUAACAUUUUGGUCUCAUUCAUCUGUCUGUUUCUCUCACUGACAUGGAACACUAGUCUUGCUGCUGUCUGUUGUUGUCUGUUGUUGUUUCUCGGGACCAGAGAGUUGACCUCCUUCCUUCAGCACAGAGCCCCAGAUCUGUCAGAUGCUUUAUGAGUGGAGCUGAAUGAAGAGCCCAUCCAGUCAGUACUAUAUGUGCUUCUGUAUGUGAGGUGUCUGUCUGUCUGUCUCUGUCUGUCUGUCUGUGUCAAGCUUCUAGUCGUGUUUCAUGAAGGGCCAUUGAGGCUUACAGAUGUCCAACUGAAUAGCUUGCCAAUAUAAUGAAGUCCAGGCUGGGCCUGAACGUGACCUACGCACUUUGACAUGCACACUUAAAACAAUGCAACACAAACAUGUUUCACAAAUACCUUUUAAAACGGUCGCUCACACACUCACACACUCACUCUCACACACACACACACACACACACACACACUGAGGUAAAGGACUCCUUAUCCUCACAGGACCAAGUGGCGCCCUUGCGUCGCACUCAGAAUCCGGGCCUCUCGUACGCUGUGUCGUCUUUCAAGUUCUUGUGAUGUUUUGGUUCAUGAGCGGCGCUUACGUCUACCAAAGACGAGAGUUUUUAGCAGACCACCACUUUAGAGUCCAAGCACUCAUGUAACACACACACACACACACUUGCAUAAAUGCCCUGCAGGGGCCCCUUAGGCGAGCUGUUUUAUUUAUGUAUUUAUUUAUUUAAAUGUGUCUUGACCUGCCUGUGCUCAGAGAGGUCGUGGCCAAGCACUGUGCCAUGUGCCCAGCAGCGUCGAUGAAGUUUACACACUCGCCUCGUCCACUUGGUUCUUCGGUACUCUCAAUGUAUACAAAAUCAGUACACACACACACACACACACACACAUACACAGACCCAUCAUGGUACACUUAGUUCACUCUUCAGUGUCACAUUCUCACACAUUGUUCCACCUAUUUAUUCUUAUUUAUACGCAUUUUCUUCCAUUGUACUGAGAAAAGUUGGAUUCUGUGGUCUUGGCUGAAACGACUAAAAUGCUGCUGCUUGUUUCUGUGAAAUCAUAAAGGGUUGUAAUGUUAGCGAUGAUGUGUGUGUUCAUAUCAGGCAUGUCUCAUAAAGGGUUAGCGUGUUAGCCACGUGUGUGCUCAUAUCAGGCAGACCUCAGACAUUCAUUUUUAAGAGGUCUGACCCUUGAAGCCCUAGCGGAGAGAGGAGGCGUGGGAGGGCUGCUUUAAUAAGCAUUAUUAGCAUAAUAAGCAUUAUUAAAGCAAAAUAAGCAUUAUUAUAGCAAAAUAAGCGUUAUUAAAGCAAAAUAAGCGUUUAGAUGAAUCAUUUUUUUCUCUCUCUCUCUGGAUAAUCGUUCUGAUGAGCUCUGCGCAUCGAGACUGGGGCUCUUGCUCUUGAUCAUUCGAGCUGUUCUCCACAACUCUCACACUAACCCACACUAACCCACUUAUCUAUCCGUUUACCGCAAUCUCUUGACACCCUUCCCGUGCACUCCAAAACAUCUUCUCAACCACAUUUCAUCUGCAUGUGUGUGAGUGUAUUUCCCUGAAAAAACAAAAACAAAACAAAAAACAUUUCUGAACAACAAGGCUGUUGACUUCUUACUGUGAAUAAACCAUUUUGACCACUGAGCCCUGCAGGAUACAGAGACCAUGCUGGAUGGAGACCGUCACAAUCAUGUGAUUUCAGUACUAGUUGCAUAUAAAUACUGCCCCCCCCCCCCCCCCCACACACACACACCGUUUCUUUGAAGCUGAUGGUACCCUCUUGUAUAAAGCAGUAGAUUAUUAAUUCCGGUGUAUAUAGAAAAAAGGGAAAGACAAGGAUGGGAUUUGAAUGUACCACUCUGUGAUCGAAUGAGAGCAAUUCCACACAGUCAGAGGGGACUUUUAACUUGUUUUUUUUGUUUGUUUGUUUGUUUUGUUUUUUUCAGUUGUGAUUUGAGUUGUGAUUCUUUCCUGAGUGUAGAGACAGUGUAUGUUUGAGCUGUUUGGUUGUUUGUGUGCAUGAAAGAUUGUCUGAGUGUGCGUGUGUAUGUCACGUUUUUGUUUUCUUUUUUCUCAGUUUGUAUGCGAGUGACCGAUUGAAAUGGAACAUCACCUGUCCCACCCCUAACCUGAACGAAUAGACAUGCGCUCCACAUUAGUUGGAUGUGGGGACAAGUGUGCACUUUUAACGUACUCUUUGCCUUGUUUUGUUUAUUUUGUUUCGUUUUUCUACACUAUACCUUGUACGUCAAGUGCUUUUCUUUCCAAGGUUUUCUCCCUGUGUGGCGCCCCCUGGUGGCCAUUAGCUCGUAGUGUGCCAGCAGGGGGCCUGGAAAACAUCCCAGAUCGCUGAGCGGGCCGCACAGUAUUGUGGAACAGGAGCAACUGUAACUACAAACAUGUAGUGCCAUUAGAAACUGUGAAUUUCUAAAUAAAAAUUCUUUGUUGUCUUUAA